Molecule: messenger RNA, 4476 nt
Organism: Misgurnus anguillicaudatus (oriental weatherfish)
Lineage: Eukaryota; Metazoa; Chordata; Actinopteri; Cypriniformes; Cobitidae
Source: RefSeq, a predicted model, not a curated record
GGAUCAUUGAAGAGCCGAGGGUUUCCUGCGAAAUGCAGAACGUGUGUUUAUUUACUCGUCAGAUGUUUUCCAUCCGCGAUACACGAAGACGCGCUGUAUGAUUGUCUAGCCUGUAUGCGUGCAAAAGAGACUUCCAGAGCCACGAUUUGACUUCGCUUGAAGAGUAGACGAUUGGCCCAAAAUGGCACAGUGGGAAAAAGUACAGCAGCUGGAUUUGCUGUAUCAACAAAGGGUUCAUGAUCUGUACAGCGGUGAUGCAUUUCCUAUGGAGGUCAGACAUUACCUAGCACACUGGAUUGAGGGCCAGGACUGGUAUCGUGGCUUUCGGGACUCCUCCUAUGCAGUGCUCCUGUUUCAGGUGCUUCUGGAGAAUCUGGACAACCAGUUCAGUCGUUUCGCCCAAGAAAGAGAUUUCCUGCUGCAGAGUAGUUUUAGACGCUACAAACAAUACUUUCAGAAGUUUCAGGAGGAACCCCAUGAUCUAGCUGCUAUUAUCAACUGGUUCCUGACAAAAGAGAAAGAUGUCUUGAAUGAAGCAGAGCUUGUACAGAAAGCGCAGACAUUGAACGUUCACCCAACUGUGAUGGAUCCGGAAAGCCAGAGUGAAAUGGAAAAGAAAUUAAGAGAGUUCAAGAAGAAAACCGAGGUGAUGGAGCACAACAUAAGAUGUUUGGAAGAACAGCAAGACGAGUUUGAUUUCAAAUACAAGACAAGCCAAAUGGACUGUAAGACCCCGAACACACAACAGAAGAAGAAAAGCUGGUGCCUUCAGAAGAUGCUCAACACACUUGAUAAGGCCAGAAAGAACUUCCUGUCCGACAUCUUGAACAUGUUGAACUCUGCUGAUCAUCUUUGCUCAGUGCUCAUAGACAAGGAACUGGUUGACUGGAAGCGGAGACAACAGAUAUCCUGCAUUGGUGCUCCAGAUAAUACAAGCCUGGAACAGUUAGAGAAAUGGUUCACUCAGACGAUAGAGAGUAUGUUUAGUCUGUUUAAGUUCUUGGAGAAACUCGAUGAGCUGCAAGGGAAGUUGAGCUAUGAAAAUGACCCCAUACUCGAACAAAAAACUCCCUUAAAGGAACAAACUGAAGCUGUGCUGACCAACCUGCUGAAAAGUGCAUUUGUGGUGGAGUCUCAGCCAACCAUGCCGCAAGGUCGAGGACCACUGGUGCUGCGCACAAAUGUCCAGUUUUCAGUCAAAGCCAGAUUCUUGUAUAAAGUUCCUGAGCUCAACCAUGUUAUGAAGGUGAAAGUCUCCAUUGACAAGGAUGUUGGAAAAGUCAAAGGGUAUCGGAGGUUUAACGUUCUGGGUACGUCCAGUAAAUCUCUUAAUAUGGCUGAAAGUUUAAACGGCAGCAUGGUGGCUGAUUUCAGACAUUUGACUUUGAAAGACCAGAAAAUUAGUGGUGGAGGAAAAGGAAUCAGCGAUCUUUCGUUGAGUGUGACCGAAGAACUGCACAAAAUACACUUCGAGACACAAUUUGACUAUCAAGGCCUGUCCGUCCCUUUGGAGACCUCUUCUCUUCCUGUUGUGGUGAUUUCAAACUCCAGUCAGCAGCAAAGCGCCUAUGCAUCUGUUCUGUGGUUUAACAUGCUCUGUUCAGAUCUCAAUAAAGUUACAUUUUUUGAGAGCUGUCCUGUAGCCACCUGGCCACAGUUUGGGGAGAUGUUGAGUUGGCAGUUUCUCUCAUGUGGAAAGCGUGGUCUGAACAGCGAUCAGUUGGAGACCCUCGCUAUUAAGCUUUUCGGUAAACAACAGAGUUAUGACAACUGUACAAUAUCCUGGUCAAGGUUCAGUAAGGAGAGCAUCCCUGAUACAAACUUCACCCUGUGGGUGUGGCUGGAUGGUGUUCUCAGCCUGGUUAAAAAUUACCUGUCAGACCUGUGGAGUGAUGGGUCUAUAAUGGGUUUCGUGAGUAAGGGGAAGGAGAAGGUUUUGUUGAAGAAGAAACAGCAUGGCACUUUCCUGUUGCGUUUUAGCGAGAGUAUCAGAGAUGGUGGAAUAACAUUCAGCUGGGUUCAGUAUUCAAAUGAUGGCACACCAAAUGUGCGUGCAGUGCAGCCGUUUACCAGCACAGACCUCAGGCAGAUUGCUUUGCCCGACAUCAUUCGCAACUUUCAGAUCAUGGAGGCCGAAAACGUUCCCAUUAACCCGCUUUGUUACCUUUACCCCGAUUCUCCUAAAGAUGAGGCGUUCGGCAAGUAUUACAGCGAGAAGACUGGAGAUGAGAAUCCUUACCUGAAAUACCUCAAGACCAAACUGGUUUUUGUCUCUAAAGAGAAUGGAUGUACAAGCUCCAGAGAGGAGCCAGUUUCUGACCUGUGCUCACAGCACAGAGACUCCCCUGCUUCUGAGGUAGAUGAUAGUGUGAUGCUUCAAGGGCCCGAGAACUCGCCGAUGUUCUCCGACUUUACCAUUGAUACAGAAUUACUCAACAUCAUGUUGGAGAGCGAGACAUUCAGCGGUACAGACAUCCAAAUUUUUUCAGACAUCCAAGAUGCUCCUCCAGUGAGUGAUGUGGAAACCCUCUUUCCAGAAGCACUUUCUCCAGAAACAGAUUUUCUAGGCGAUCCAAACCUCCCAAACUUUACCUUUGAUCCAAAAUGUUUCAUCCCAGAUUAUAGUUCGCAGAAGUUUAGCUAUCAUCAUAGCAUUCCCCUAACCCCAUGAAUUUUAUCUUUUAACUCAAGUGCUCACAUAUAAUACACUUCAUCUUGUAAACCCUAAACUUUGCAACUUGCUCGGUUCAUAUCGUCAUGAUUUAAAACUAAAUAUUAAAGUAUGCUGCAGUAAACAGUAUAUUUUUGUUUAGGCUGAAUUGCAUAAAUUCAAAAAAAUAUAUACUAUUUGAUCCAAUCAAGAAUGUAUUGUAAGAAUGGAUUCAACUGUUCUAAGUAACAACAAAUUUAAAAGCUAUAAACUUUAUUUUAGUCAAUAUUAACGCCAUUGGGUGUUGAAAAGGAUCGAUUUAAAAAAUUACUUCAAUUGGUAACCUACUUUUUUUUCAACUCGUGUUUAAGUGAAAAAUAAAAAAUUAAAAUUGAGAAAACCAAUGGAAGUAUUUUUUUUAAGUUGAUCCAAUUUUUUACAAUGUACAGGUUUCUCUGCAUAUAUAUAUAUAUAUUCUCUAAUAUUAAACAAACUUUCAAAGUAAACAUUGGCAUUUUAAAUUAAAGUGAAUUGAUACACAUUGAAGUCUCUAUGCAAAAAGAAUUCCUUUUUAUCCCUUUAGUAAUUCGUUUAUAGGAAUAUGAUUGGGAUACCCUAAAACUGAUUCAGUUACAAUGUUCAAAAUGCUUCUAACGUAGUCUUGUAAUAGAAAUGAUUAGGCUUUAAAUUCUUGCUGCUUAUAAAUGAUUAUUUUUUUCAAUGAAAAAAUAGCGGUGAAUUUUACUCUAAAGUUACAUUUCACCAAAAUGAGCUGUGAAAUGGAGAAUGUCUAGUUGUUCCUUGCCGCCUUUUAUGACAUAAACCUCCACUUUUCCGAUUUUGUACUGUUUGGGGAAGUGGCUAAAUGUGUUUUUUUAAUACUGCACUUUGUUAGUCAAAUGAUUUUUAGUUAACUAUUUAAAAAUAAUUUGAGGGCUUUUACUGAAUUGCACAAUUUAAAGAAAACAGAAAUGUCAAAUUUUCCUGUUUCCUGCACUGAAUAGCUGAGUCAUUACUUAAAAAAUUUGAAUAGUCAGAAACUGUUUAUAGAGUUGGGACAAAAAGAAAGUUGGGACUAGGUUUAUUUGCACUUAUAGAAAAUACUAAAACUUUUAGCCCAGUUAAUGACAGACACAUGGGAUAAUACUGAAUUAUGAUAUUGUUAUGUAAUGUGAAAACUGUCUUAUUGUAUAGUUUGUCAGUUCCUUGAUAUUCAAUGAUCAAAAACAUUGAUCAUAUUAUUUCUAUGUGUGGCAUUGUAAUAUAUAUACAUUCAUCCUCUAGCUGACCUAUACUGGAAUAGUCGAUGUUUAUAUUUUAAGUGAAUUUGAAUACCACAAAUGCGAAUAGCAGAGAAAUGCACUUCAGUGAAAGCAUAAAGUAUGCAUCUGAUUUCUUGAUAAAUGAAAUGACUUAAGUUUAGUCCUCUUUUAUUGCUUCGUAGAGCAUGUUUUUGUUUCCUUUUAAAGUCACUGCAGUUUAUGUCUUUUUAGUUGAGUAGGUUGUGUUAAUGUGUAGUUUUCUUUAAUAAUGUAUCAUAAUGGAUUUACCUGAUCAGGCAUCACUUUUUACCAUCUUAAAACAGAUUACUAGAAUGUCAUAAAAUAUACCCGGGUCAGUUAAAUAUAUAUGCUUGAACCACUAUUAACCACAGUCAGUAUCCAUCUCCUUACAGUUAUACCCAAUAUUCACAUGUAGUGUUUGUUGGAUUUGUCAUGUAUUCCACUUUACAUUCACAUUCAAUGUUGAUGAUUUACAAACUAAUUACGUAUUGUAAACUGGUUACACUUGUCAUUUUGUACACCAAUAAAAUGAUUAAAAAUUAA